Oikopleura dioica is the source of this 942-nucleotide messenger RNA. NCBI's taxonomy places the organism in Eukaryota, Metazoa, Chordata, Appendicularia, Copelata, Oikopleuridae. The record is from the annotation of a GenBank genome assembly.
AUGGGCGAUAAGGGCCGUAAAAGAGAUAACAAAGAGCUUGGACAAAAUGAUGAAGAGACCACUGUUGAGAAACGAGUACGAACUGAUACUCGGAGAACUCCUCAUGCGCCGCAACAACCCCAUCUGGGCCAGGAACGGCCGAUUUCAAUGCGCCCAGUUCCCAAUCUCUCACACAUUGUCCAGCCCCGUCCACCCAGAGAAGUCGACAUGACCCAAGUCCCAGUCAACCAGCGAAUUCCCCGACCACCAAGCGGCCGAUAUUCAGACUACUUCUACAUGUACGGGGAAGAACCAACUUACGGCGCAACUGAUCAUAUCGAGGAUAAUUGGUAUUAUCACAUCGCCGUUCCACGACGAGACCGAAGAGGACCAUUUGCUCGACUUUUUGGACGCUAUGCCUUGAGCGUUCCCGUUCCUCGAGAAUUACGAAGCUUCACUCCAAGCCAACGAUUGGACAUGCCAAAGUUGGAAGUCUACACGAUGUUCAUCCACUUCCAAAAUGAACUCACUCCAAUCUACGCCUACAUCGAAUAUCUGAACAGCUUCUGGCAGCAGCAGCUAUUUUCACUUUCAAAACACUGUCCCCCAAAAGAAGGGAGCAAAAAAUGCGGUGGAGCUGUCAACUCACGAGUACGACCACUUGACUCCGAUGGAAAUAUUCCCAUUUUUGUACCGCGGUACCUAAUCGAAGAAUUCGAAGAAACGAACCGCCAACUCCAAUCAAUGAUCCAAGACCAACGAGAUAUGCUCAGCGAUAUCCGGGCUUAUCUCCCUCUCCGCUGGACACCCGCGAAUGGCGUAGAGCUUUUGCGACGUCUUCACGAAUGCGUCGCCGAACUAGAACUCGCGGUUCGUCGAGGUCGUCAGCGCGAACUGCAGCAAGAACGAGAGCGAGAAAAUCGAAGAAAAUCAAACUCUCGCAAACGAAAGCAUGGCUUUUGA